Molecule: messenger RNA, 3619 nt
Organism: Spodoptera frugiperda (fall armyworm)
Lineage: Eukaryota; Metazoa; Arthropoda; Insecta; Lepidoptera; Noctuidae
Gene: RpIII128
Product: DNA-directed RNA polymerase III subunit RPC2
Exons: 12
Coding region: 144-3548 (1134 amino acids)
Biological process (GO): DNA-templated transcription
Cellular component (GO): RNA polymerase III complex
Molecular function (GO): DNA-directed RNA polymerase activity; ribonucleoside binding; DNA binding
Source: RefSeq, a predicted model, not a curated record
UUCAUUGUUGUCAUUUGCCAUUAAGCCAUUGAGUUGUCAACAUUCUGUCUGCUGUCUAUUUGCGGCGAAUUCUAAUGGCAUGGAUAGUUUAAAAUAUUUACUUUAUUUAAAUAUUGUGUAAGCCCUAAUCGAAAUACAAAAUCAUGGGUGAGAUAAAUAAAAAGCAAAAUGAUUGGGAUUCUGCUAAAGUUUCGCGAGAGCCGAUAAAAACACUGGAGGACAAAUGGAAAUUAGUACCUUCCUUUCUACAAGUAAAAGGAUUAGUGAAACAACAUAUUGAUUCAUUCAAUUAUUUUAUUAAUGUUGAAAUUAAGAAAAUAGUGCAAGCAAACGAAAAGGUGUUCUGUGAUGCAGACCCUUUAUUUUACAUAAAAUAUUUGAAUGCAUAUGUUGGGACACCUGAUUUAGAGGAAGGCUACAAUGUCACCAAACCGACUACUCCACAUGAGUGCAGACUCAGAGACAUGACAUAUUCUGCACCAAUCACAGUGGACAUAGAAUACAUAAGAGGCAAUCAAAGAGUCAUCAAGAACAAACAGUUAAUUGGAAGGAUGCCAUUGAUGCUGAGAUCUUCAAAUUGUGUGCUGACUAAUAAAUCUGAUUUUGAAUUAGCACAACUAAAUGAGUGUCCUCAUGACCCUGGCGGUUAUUUCAUCAUUAGAGGUCAGGAGAAGGUGAUAUUGAUCCAAGAACAGCUGUCCAGGAAUCGUAUGAUUGUUGAUGAGUUCAAGGGAGCAAUUCAAUGUCAAGUGACUAGUUCAACACAUGAGAAGAAGACCAGAACUAAUGUUAUCGUUAAAAAUGGGAAAUAUGUGUUGAGACAUAAUGCUUUGUCUGAUGAUAUACCUAUUGCAGUGGCAUUCAAAGCAAUGGGCAUCUGCAGUGACCAAGAAAUAAUGCAACUAAUUGGCACAGAUGACACUUCAAUGAAAAAGAUGGCACCUUGUAUAAUGGACUGUCAUAAUUUAAAGAUAUUUACUCAAAAUCAAGCUCUCUCUUAUAUUGGGAGCAAACUUAAAGUUAAAAGGUUCCAGUCAGGCACAGCUAAAGUUCGCACACCCGUUGACGAAGCUCGAGAUUUGUUAGCCACAACGAUCCUAGCUCAUGUUACUGUGGAAAAUUAUAAUUUCUAUGUAAAAGCUAUUUACCUAGCUAUAAUGGUCAAAAGAGUAAUUGAAGCUGAAACAAACAAGGCUGCUAUAGAUGAUCCAGAUUAUUAUGGUAACAAAAGACUUGAGUUAGCUGGCUCUUUACUUGCCCUAAUGUUUGAAGAUCUGUUCAAAAGAUUCAAUUGGGAAUUAAAAUCGAUAGCAGAUAAAAUAAUACCUAAAGUUAAAGCCGCGCCGUUUGACGUUGUUAAACAUAUGAGGCCAGAUCUGAUUGCGAAUGGACUGUUUGCUGCUAUAUCUACUGGUAAUUGGACAAUCAAGAGAUUUAAAAUGGAGAGGCACGGCGUAACGCAAGUGUUGAGUCGGCUUAGUUACAUAUCGGCGCUAGGUAUGAUGACCAGGGUAAAUUCUCAGUUUGAAAAGACCAGGAAGGUGUCGGGUCCUCGUUCGUUACAACCUUCGCAGUGGGGUAUGCUAUGCCCGUCUGACACUCCUGAAGGUGAAGCCUGUGGUCUCGUGAAGAACUUGGCGCUGAUGACACAUAUCACCACUGAGUGUUCCGAAGAGCCCAUAGCUAGGUUAGCUCGUAAUGCAGGUGUUGAAGAUGUAAGACUGUUAGGAGGCGAAGAAAUCAAUCACCCAGCUGUCUACAUGGUGUUUCUUAAUGGUAACAUAUUAGGCGUUUCAAGACAAUAUAAAAGGCUUAUUAAAGUCUUUAGAAUGUUCCGAAGACGCGGGCUGAUAUCGGCAUUUGUUUCUAUUUACCCUAAUCACAAUCAAAGGACCGUUUACAUAUGCAGUGAUGGUGGAAGACUUUGCAGACCAUAUAUCAUUGUUGAAAAAGGAAAUCCAUUAGUACAACAGUCCCAUAUAAAUGAAUUAAAUAGAGGAAUCAGAAAAUUCCAAGACUUUUUGAAUGACGGACUUAUUGAGUACUUAGAUGUGAAUGAGGAGAACGACAGCCAUAUAGCAACAGUAGAACAAGAAGUAGAUCCUUACGUCACCACGCAUUUAGAAAUAGAGCCGUUUACUAUCCUCGGCGUCUGUGCCGGCCUAGUCCCAUACCCACAUCAUAAUCAGAGUCCUAGGAAUACAUACCAAUGUGCUAUGGGUAAACAAGCAAUGGGUACAAUUGGAUAUAACCAGAAAAACAGAAUAGACACAUUAAUGUAUAAUUUAGUAUAUCCACAAUGUCCAAUGGUUAAGACAAGAACAAUAGAACUGACAAAUUUUGAUAAACUGCCCGCCGGACAGAAUGCUACAGUCGCCGUCAUGAGUUACAGCGGUUAUGAUAUUGAGGACGCGUUGAUACUUAACAGAGCGUCUAUAGACCGCGGGUACGGCCGUUGUCUUAUUUACAAAAGUGCCAAAACUACAAUGAAGAGGUAUAGCAAUCAAACGUCCGAUAGAAUUCUCGGUCCUUCUAGAGACGCGACUACUGGAAAAGUUAUCAGAGCACAUGAAAUUCUUGACACAGACGGUAUAGCUGCGCCUGGAGAAAUGGUAGAAAAUAGACAAGUCUUGAUAAACAAGCAGAUGCCGCCAGCGACUUUGAACCCCGUGACGCAAGGCCAGCCCCAGCAGGUGGACUACAAAGAUGUGCCUGUCACAUACAAGGGACCUGUUGAAUCCUACAUAGAAAAAGUAAUGGUGUCAUCAAACUCGGAGGAUGCUUUCCUUAUUAAAAUAUUGUUACGUCAGACUCGUGUUCCGGAAAUAGGAGACAAGUUUAGUUCCCGCCACGGUCAGAAAGGAGUGACGGGUUUAAUUGUACAGCAAGAGGAUAUGCCCUUUAAUGAUAGAGGAAUUUGUCCCGACAUGAUCAUGAACCCCCAUGGUUUUCCAUCCAGAAUGACAGUAGGGAAAACUAUCGAAUUGCUAGCUGGGAAAGCUGGGUUGGUGGAAGGGAAAUUUCAUUAUGGUACGGCAUUUGGUGGUUCAAAGGUUAGAGAUGUAUGCCAGGAACUUGAGAAACAUGGCUACAACUAUCAUGGCAAAGAUAUAUUUUAUUCUGGAAUCACAGGAGAAACAUUGGAGGCUUAUAUCUAUUCGGGUCCUGUAUACUAUCAAAAGCUGAAGCAUAUGGUGCAAGACAAAAUGCACGCUAGAGCUCGUGGUCCACGAGCAGUUCUCACACGUCAGCCCACUGAAGGACGAUCGCGAGACGGCGGUUUGCGUCUCGGAGAAAUGGAAAGAGAUUGUCUUAUUGGCUAUGGAGCAAGUAUGUUGUUGAUGGAGCGUCUGAUGCUGGCGUCGGACGCGUUCAGCGCGGACAUAUGCGGCGCAUGCGGGCGGCUGGCCAGCCGCGCCUGGUGCCACGCCUGCCACUCGUCGGCCGCAGUCUCCAGCGUCGAGAUGCCCUAUGCCUGCAAACUACUGUUCCAAGAGCUAGCUUCCAUGAAUAUAAUCCCUAAGCUUACUCUUAAGAAAUACUGUUAGAUUACUUAAGCGAAUGUUGUUAAAUUCUAUAUAAAAUAUGUAAGUGCUACAAAUAAAAAUGUUCAAUAUAA